Messenger RNA from Mesorhabditis spiculigera, 2226 nucleotides. Lineage: Eukaryota; Metazoa; Nematoda; Chromadorea; Rhabditida; Rhabditidae. The record is from the annotation of a GenBank genome assembly.
AUGUACGUUUCUUCACCUCGAUUUACGAUUUUAGAAAAACCGCCGGAAGCCGACCACAUCAGCAGCUGGACCGGGCUCGCCCUUCUCAUGACAAAGCGCUUUCAACCGGGCCUCCUCGCCCUGCCCACCCUCGACGAACAACAAAGAUGCGACGAUUUCCACAGCACUUUGCUGACUCCACCGGCUGAAGAGUCGACCGUUGAUUGCCACGGCUUGCCGGCCGAAGCCUGGGGAUCAGCCCCGACGAGUCCCGAGGAUAGCGACGACUCAUCGGACAUGUACUCACCGUACGGCCCACCGAGACGCGGAGGACGGUUCCCGCCAGCCCACAACCGGACGCCGAAUUGGCCCCCGCCAGGCCCCCACCGGACGCCGAAUCGGCCUCCACCAGGCCACCACCGGACGCCAAAUCGACCACCGCGAGGCCACCACAAUCGAACGCCAAACCGGCCCCCGCAUCCGCAUCCGUCUCGCUCACCGGGCCCCGUCGACCCCCGCUGCGGCUAUUGGAAUGGAAACGAUCGACUUUAUGGCAGCUCGCGCGAGACGUUCUUGGAUGGGCCAAAUGGCGAGAAGUUCCAUCAAACGCACACCAUCUUCGAGCGUCCCGUGGUGAGGCUGCCGCCGCAGAAUACCGCGCCGCGCUCUUCGCUCAGGCGAUCCGGGUAUUCGUUGAAGGACCUGCUGCCGAUGGACGUCACCUGCUCCCAUCAGCCGUUUGGUCAAGAGCUGUACGUUGCGCGUCGGUCGGCCCCGGUCCCAAUCCCAUCGCUCCGCGACUUCAACGAGUACAGGCCUGAUCAACGCCGCCAAGGCGCAGAAGUUGGAGCUCAACCCGAGCCUUUCACAAUCCGACCGCUCCGCGACUACGACGAGUACAGUCCUGAUCAACGCCACCAUGCCGCAGAAGUUCGAGCUCCACACGCGCCCCGGCCGGUGAUGGUCCCUCCUCCACCGCAGAUGGUACCAGCUCCCGUACUUCCGCCCCAACCCGUCCCAGUAAUGGUCCCGCCGCCACCCCCGAUCAUAGUGGACACCCCGUUGCGAUCGAUGUGGACAAAGAAUAUCGUGCCGAUGCUUGGCCAAAACACGAUCGUCCAGCAGCGAACUAGCCCGGAUGCUGUGGCGCCGUCGUUGCUCAAUUCGGCCACGCGCAAUUCUUCUCGGGACAGCGGAUUCGGUGACGACACGGCGGCCAGGAACACGGGCGUCACGCCGCCGGAUAGCGUCAACGGCGAAAUGGCCGGCGAUCGGAUGUCCAUCUCGCCGGAACCUGUGGCCGUCACUGAUGCCCCCGAACAACUUGUCGCCGCUGUAGAUGACCGUCAACAAGCUCGAGCCCAAGAUGUGCAUCAGUAUGAGCCCGAGGAGCCGAAGCCCCAGCUACCGCCUGUACCGCACUUGGGACAAGCGUCGAAGAACAACACCGCUAACGAGCCGGAAGUGAUCGAUCUGUGCUCGAGCGACGAAGAGGGAGAGCUCACAACGACGGCUUCAUCGGCUUCACAAGUGGCGAAAGGCGCCGACCAUCAGGCCGCUCAACCGGAAGCGCCAAAGCUUGAUAAGCCCGCCAAGCGCACCUAUGCCGAGAAUAUGGCCCUCGUCCAGCAGCAUCUCAUCGCCGAAACGGAAGCGGCACGGCAGCUCGGCCGAAAGAAAGCCAUGCAAGAGCACGGACCCACCUCGGCGGCCGCAUCAACUGAAUCGAUCUGGGGAGUGGCGCCUGCUGCACGGCCCUCCAUCUCCAGACAAUCCUCCGUCGCUUCUUCAUUUUCAUCUACUUCUCUGUCGUCUUCAUCGACGUAUGCCUCUACCAAAUCAUCAUCAUCAACCUUUGACUACUCGCGCUCGAGGUACCGCCAUGCACGCGACAGAUCGCGGGAGCGGCGGCGCUAUCGGAGGUCGCGAAGUCGUGGAGGGAGAUCCCGUUCACGCUCGCGCCGCUCUUCCACGACGCCACAACCGAAGAAAUGGGUGCAACCGAGCCCGCCGAGGCGUUUCAAGGCUUCCCCAGUCCGCCCGCGGAAGGUUGAAAAGAAGAAGCCGGAGCCCAGCCGACGCGUAAGAUCCCGCUCUCCAACGAUUGAAAAGCGCAAAGCUGGCCAGCCGCCCAAGAUAAGCGACGUCUUCGGCAACAAUGACUCGGAUGAUGAAGCUCUGCUGAAUCGAUCCAUCACCCCACCGGCUCGAAUCCAAAUCAACGUCAAGUCCUCGUUCCGCCCCCGC